AUGGAUUCAAAUCAACUCUUUCAAAAUGCGCCUCAUUUCCAAACUCCGACGCACUCUCCUUCCAUUCUUAGCGCACAACACAACAAAUUUACACAAGGUGUCCAAAACACACCCCCGUCUCCAGUUGUCCCCUUAAGUCCAACGCCACCGACUUAUGACCAAUUUUAUAUGACCCCCCGCCGUUCACACAAUUUAGUGACGUCGUUAACGGACGUUCUUAUUAAUGACUUAGAGACGUGUAGUUAUACAUCUUCGAAUGUCCAAGCCCCGACGAUAAGUGUGAGUAACACGGAGUAUUCUGGGGACACGUUUCGGUUAUCGGUGAGCCAAGGGAAGUUAGUGAUUCGUGUGAUAGAGUCUCCACAGAGUUGUUCCUGUGUUGAGCGUCGUGUUCCAUUAGGGAGUAUCAAAGACAUUAUUUGUAGUGAUGGUGUAUGGAGAGUGAAGACGAAGUAUAAUGAAGUGAUAUCAAUAGGACGUGGGGAAGGUGUUCGCGAGUGGUUUCGGUGUGGGUUACGUGGAUGGGAUUUAGAUGGGGGUUUAGAAGAUGGUGAAGGGUGUACUGCCUAUGAUACUGAUGCCUUUUAUUUAAAGUGUGGAGUACUAGAAUACACCGUUCGUAAUUAUAAUGAAGGAUUUGAUUUGUGUGCUACAUAUCCUCGUACCUUCGUAUUACCUUCUACCGUCACUCGCGAAAUGAUUUUCGAGAGCUCACAAGUCCGUUAUUUAAAUCGGUUCCCUUUCAUCGUCUAUGUCAAUACAAAUGGAACAGCUCUCUGGAGAGCGGCAGCUGUAAUAAGAGGAAAAACAGACGCUUUAUUUAGAAAAAUGGGGAAAAGCGUUCAGAUCUUCGAAUUGACCGGAAAGGACGGAAUCGCACCUUCGACACAAAAAAUUGAAGAAGAUUACACCAUCUAUAUCAGUCAAAUCCAAGACACAGAAAACAUCAAAAGGAAUGUAGAGAGGAGUGGGUGGCUUCGGAUGAUAAGUAAAGUGAUAACUAUCAGUAACCACAUUCGUUAUUUGUUGCAAAAAGGGGAGACGAUAGAGAUAGAGAGUGAAGAAGGGAAAGGGGUAGUGUCCGUAGUCUCGAGUGUUGUAUUAUUUUUAAUAGACAGUCAUUACCGAACGAUCAAAGGAGUAGUUGAAGUGAUAGAGAAAGAGUGGAGUAAAGUAGGGUAUUCCUUUGGGGAGCGGAAUGGGAAAGGAGUAGAAUUUGGGAAAGAAGCGAUAGAAUUUGUAUUAAUGAUGCAAAGUUUAUAUACUCUUUUGAAGCAAAACCCGAGUGGGUUUGAGAUUAAUGAGAAUGGGUUAGAUGUUAUAAUGGCGUUAUUAUAUAGUGGAGCGGUGACCACUUUUAUGUAUGAUUGUGACAAAGAUUGUCGGACCAUUUGUGGGAAUAAGAAGACUUUAUAUGAUGAUAUCAAGACCAAAGGAUCUAUAACAAAUGAAUUCUUUGAUGUCAAUAGUGUGUUAUCAGUAUCAGGCGAAAUGUUAACUAUCCCAUUAUGGACGGGUUAUUAUCUCAAAUACAGUCAUCCAGAUAUCGCAAGACUUCGACUGUGCUAA
Molecule: messenger RNA, 1569 nt
Organism: Entamoeba invadens IP1
Lineage: Eukaryota; Evosea; Mastigamoebida; Endamoebidae
Product: myotubularin, putative
Exons: 2
Coding region: 1-1569 (522 amino acids)
Source: RefSeq, a predicted model, not a curated record